This is a messenger RNA of Nicotiana attenuata, 711 nucleotides long. RefSeq lists its product as uncharacterized. The coding region runs from base 1 to 711 and encodes 236 amino acids. The transcript has 3 exons. The record is from RefSeq and is a predicted model, not a curated record. NCBI's taxonomy places the organism in Eukaryota, Viridiplantae, Streptophyta, Magnoliopsida, Solanales, Solanaceae.
AUGCUAGCGUUAUAUGGAUGGAGACGACAAACUCUAUUAGGGAGCAUCGGUAAAGUUGAAGCAAAGAAAGUGGCGUACCUUAAGUUAGUGGAGAGCCUCGACGAGGAACAAAGGAGAGAAAACAGAGUAAGAUAUAAUGAAUCUAAGAAGGAGGCAAAAUUAGCGGUCACAGAGGCUAAGACUGUUGCGUUUGGUCGGUUGUAUGAGGAACUAGGGGGCAAAGGUGGGGAUAAGAAGUUAUUUCGACUGGCCAAAGUGAGGCAAAGGAAGGUUCGUGACGUAGAUCAAGUGAGGUGCAUCAAAGACGAGGAACAUAGAGUAUUGAUGGAAGAGGCUCCGAUUAAGCAAAGAUGGCAGGCGUACUUUCAUAGACUUCUGAAUGAAGAGGGGGAUGGUAACUUUGUGCUAGGGAAAUUGGGGCAGUUCAAGAGUCACCAAGACUUAAGGUACUGUAGGCGUAUUAAGGUAGAGAAGGUCAUGAGAGCUAUGCAUAAGAUGAGUCGGGUCAUAGCGACCCGACCAGACGAGAUUCCAAUUGAAUCUUGGAGGAUGAUGAGGAUGCUAGUUGAGUGGAGAUGGAGUACGAUGAUUCCACUGUACAAGAACAAAUAUGAUAUCCAAAAUUUUCUGAACGAUGAGAUGCGAGGUGGCGUUAAUGAGAGACUGGAGGUAUGGAGGCAGGACCUGGAGUCCAAAGUUCAAGUUGAGUAA